UCCUCGACCUCGCCGUCCCCGCACGCCGUCGCCUCCGCCGGCCGCCGCGCAUCGCUAUGGCAGCAUUAUCAGGGAAGACCAUUCAAAAUGCAUUCUUGGCACAACAUCACCCACGGGCUAGUCACAGCACAAGAAAUCUGAGUGACUUUCGUGCCCUCGAUACCCGCAGCAUGCAUUCUUUCCAGGAAUGUAGAUUAAGAUUGGUUGUUACUUCAGCCAAGCGGUUAAAUACAAUAUCAACAUGGAUUAGCUCCGGCAAACAAGCACACAUUAGCUGCAAUGCUGCUCAAGGUAGCAGUGUUAUUUCAUCCUCUGAGAAAGUUGAUUUUUUAAAGCUCCAGAAUGGCAGUGAUAUUCGUGGUGUUGCUGUUGCUGGGGUCGUAGGUGAGCCUGUAAAUCUCACAGAGCCUGUUACUGAAGCAAUAGCUAUUGCCUUUGCUGCAUGGUUAUUAAACAAGAAGAAAGAAGAUGGAUGGAGACGCUUAAGAAUUUCUGUUGGACAUGAUUCUCGAAUUUCUGCACAGAAAUUGCAGAAUGCAGUUACUCUUGGAAUUACCAAUGCAGGACAUGAUGUUCUACAAUUUGGAUUGGCUUCAACGCCAGCAAUGUUCAACAGUACACUUACAGAAGAUGAGACAAAUCAUUGCCCAGUUGAUGGAGCUAUAAUGAUAACAGCAAGCCAUCUUCCAUACAACCGGAAUGGGCUCAAAUUUUUUACAAGUGACGGUGGUUUAAAUAAGGGUGACAUCAAGGAUAUCUUGGAGCGUGCUUCUAAAAUAUAUGAAGAAUCUUCUCAUGGCGACAUACAAGAAUUAGAGAAAGCUCCAAAGGGAGAAGUGAAUAUUGUUGACUAUAUGUCAAUUUAUGCAUCCGAUCUUGUUAAAGCAGUCCGUAAAUCUGCUGGAAAAAAAGAAAACCCACUGGAGGGACUGCACAUAGUUGUGGAUGCAGGGAAUGGAGCGGGUGGCUUUUUUGUGGAUAAAGUACUCAAGCCAUUAGGUGCUAUUACUACCGGGAGCCAGUUCCUAGAGCCUGAUGGCAUGUUUCCAAAUCACAUUCCAAAUCCUGAGGACAAAACAGCAAUGAAAGCCAUCACACAAGCUGUGGCUGAGAACAAGGCAGACUUGGGCAUCAUAUUCGAUACUGAUGUUGACAGGUCUGCUGCUGUUGAUUCAAGUGGUCGUGAGUUAAACCGUAACCGACUGAUUGCUUUGAUAUCUGCUAUAGUUCUUGAAGAGCAUCCAGGAACUACAAUUGUGACAGAUAGUGUGACUUCAGAUGGGCUGACUGCAUUUAUUGAAAAUAAACUUGGAGGGAAGCAUCAUCGUUUCAAGCGAGGGUACAAGAAUGUAAUAGAUGAGGCUAUUUGUCUGAAUACUACUGGUGAGGAGUCACAUUUGGCUAUGGAAACAAGUGGCCAUGGAGCACUGAAAGAGAAUCACUGGCUUGAUGAUGGAGCAUAUCUUAUGGUUAAACUUUUGAAUAAACUUGCGGCUGCCAGACUAUUGAAUCCAAAUGCUGGUAGUAAAGUUUUGACUGAUUUGGUUGAAGGCCUUGAGGAGGCUUCUGUGGCAGUGGAGAUAAGAUUGAAGAUUGAUCAGAAUCAUGCAGAUUUGAAAGGCGGGUCCUUCCGUGACUACGGAGAAGCUGUCUUGAAACAUUUAGAGAACACAAUCAGUAAAGAUAAAAAUCUCUGCAAAGCCCCAAAGAAUUAUGAAGGCGUACGAGUUUCAGGAUAUGGUGGCUGGUUCUUAUUGCGGUUAUCCCUCCAUGACCCAGUUCUCCCCCUUAACAUAGAGGCACCGAGCAAGGAUGAUGCCAUCAAGCUUGGACUUGCGGUGCUUACCGCAGUAAGUGAAUUCCCAGCGUUGGACAUAACUGCACUGAACAAGUUUUUGCAGCAGCAGUGAUGGUAGGACCCAUCGCAUGCCUUUGUUGAGCCGGGAUCAGACAAGCACCUACGCUAUAAAGAGAAAUACUAAUACUUGCUUUCAAGCAUACACAAAUGUACUCCUGACUUGGGUGUCUUUGAAUUAUUUGGCUUUACUCGAUGUCUACUUGCUGAGGAAAUGCUCGACAAGGACGACUACCUUUCAUGUUUUAAAGAAACACAGAAGGCAGUGGUCAACACGUCAAGAAAUAUUACAUCGAUGUGUAUUGGGAUUUGGGAUUUGGGAUUUAAGUGUCGAGACCGGAGUUUGGGAGGUUUUGCAAUGCAGGUCCGUUUCUGGAACGAUUUUGUGAUCAAAUGAAAGAAUUUCUUGUGCGC
Molecule: messenger RNA, 2269 nt
Organism: Oryza brachyantha (malo sina)
Lineage: Eukaryota; Viridiplantae; Streptophyta; Magnoliopsida; Poales; Poaceae
Product: phosphomannomutase/phosphoglucomutase
Exons: 18
Coding region: 57-1910 (617 amino acids)
Biological process (GO): carbohydrate metabolic process
Cellular component (GO): chloroplast stroma
Molecular function (GO): phosphomannomutase activity
Source: RefSeq, a predicted model, not a curated record